AGAUUACUUUGAAAGACAACACAUUUCUGAGUCUGUCAGCUUCAACCUGAAAUUAAGUGCUUAACUAUUAUGGCUGCUGAUGGAAAAAUUGUAAAUCGUAAGAACCACUUGACUGCAGAUACGUUUUCCGUCAAUUGACUUCCAUUUUAUUACAUAAAAUUUAUUGUGAUGGUAAAACGAUGUAAAGUAUAAUAAAUCGUGAUAUUUAUUUAUGACACAUGAAAGUUUUUCCGCCAAUAAAAUGUUAUUU
This is a messenger RNA of Clunio marinus, 250 nucleotides long. The record is from the annotation of a GenBank genome assembly. NCBI's taxonomy places the organism in Eukaryota, Metazoa, Arthropoda, Insecta, Diptera, Chironomidae.